This is a messenger RNA of Desarmillaria tabescens, 1132 nucleotides long. RefSeq lists its product as uncharacterized. NCBI's taxonomy places the organism in Eukaryota, Fungi, Basidiomycota, Agaricomycetes, Agaricales, Physalacriaceae. The annotation marks the transcript as partial. The transcript has 6 exons. The record is from RefSeq and is a predicted model, not a curated record.
GUAGGCUAUCAGCACACAGUAGCCUCAAGAUUCCGAUUUGAUUUUGUUCUUCCCGUGUAUUUGCCCUUGAUCACAUAUAAAGCUGUGAGGUACCCACGACUCUUCACUAUCCCCAAUGGCUCCCAGGACUCAUGAACAAUUCGUCGCAGACCAGACCGGGCCUGUGUCCACCGUCGUGUCUGCCGACUUGAGCGGGAAGACCCUCGUCCUCACCGGUGCCAAUACUGGUCUAGGAUUUGAGGCUGCAAAGCAUUUCGCUAGGAUGAACCCUGCGCGACUGAUAUUGACCACAAGAGAUGAAGCAAAGGGAAAGAAAGCCCUGGCCGAGAUUCAAGCUGACACUGGCUUCUCCAGAGCGGAGUUCUGGAUCCUUGAUCUCGCUAAUUUUGGCAGCGUUGUUGCCUUUGCUGAUAGGGCUGACCGAGAAUUGGAGCGAUUGGAUAUCCUCGUGGAGAAUGCAGGCAUUGCGAUAUGGGACUAUGAACAAGUGGAGGGCUGGGAGAAAACUAUACUCACGAAUAACCUCGGUCCCGGUUUACUUGCUAUCCGUAUGAUCCCCAAGAUGCUCGAGACUUCUCGCAAGCAUUCUGUCAACCCAAGGCUCGUCAUCGUCGCGAGCGACGUGCACUACUGGACGACGAUCGAAAAGGACGUCAUCGCUUCCCCUGGUAUUCUUGCGAAGCUGUCAGAUAAGGAAUAUUGCACAAAAGAAGUAAUGCAACACCGAUAUCUUGAUAGCAAAUUGCUCAAUGUCCUUUUUGCAAGAGCUCUACAACUUCAUCUCCCGUCUUCGCCAGCUAUCACCGUCAACUCUGUGAACCCCGGACUCUGUUACUCAGGUCUCGGAUCUGGUGGCCCUGCAGAGCAGGAGGAACACUUGCGAAAGAGGCGAGAGGAAUUCGCGUUCACUACGGAAGAAGGGAGCCGGCAAUUGGUAUAUGGCGCCGUGGGCUCUCUGGAUGACGAGGAGAAGUUUCGUGGAAAGUAUAUUCGCAUGUCUGAGGUCGUGGAGGAGAGCGACUUUGUGAUCAGCGAGGAUGGGAAGAUCGUCCAAGAUAAAGUUUGGGAAGAGAUGUUGGAGAUGUUGGGUAAAAUUGAUCCCAAGGUUUCGGAGGUGGCCAAUACGUAUCUC